AUGAGUCUGGACGAGGACACGCGCUGGCUGGAGUGGGUCACCAAACAGUUUGAGGCCAUCGCUGGAGAGGAUAAGGAGAUCGACCUCGAGGAGUUCAAGACCGCGCUCAAGGUCAAAGAGUCGUUCUUUGCCGAGCGGUUCUUCGCUCUGUUCGACUCCGACGGGAGCAGCUCCAUCAGUCUGGACGAGCUGCUGGGCGCGCUCAACCUGCUGAUCCAUGGCAGCGAGGCCGACAAGCUGAGGUUCCUCUUCCAGGUCUACGACGUGGAUGGCAGCGGCUCCAUCGACCCUGACGAGCUGCGCACCGUGCUGAAGUCCUGCCUGCGGGAGAGCGCCAUCUCGCUGCCAGAGGAGAAGCUGGACGACCUGACGCUGGCGCUGUUUGAGUCGGCAGAUAAGGACCGCAGCGGCGCCAUCACCUUCGAGGAGCUCAAGGCCGAGCUGGAGAACUUCCCCGAGGUCAUGGAGAACCUCACCAUCAGCGCGGCCAACUGGCUGAAGCCCCCCGAGGCAGAGGAGCGGCGGCGGCAGGCCCCCCGCUACCUGACGCGGGCCUACUGGCAGAACAACAGCCGCAAGCUGUUCUUCCUCAUGGCCUACGCCCUCCUCAGCCUGCUGCUGUUCAGCUCCGCCCUGCUGCACCACCGCGGGGGUGGGGUCUGCUACAUGGUGGCCAAGGGCUGCGGCCAGUGCCUCAACUUCAACUGCACCUUCGUCAUGGUCCUGAUGCUGCGCCGCUGCCUUACCUGGCUGCGGGCCACCUGGUUGGUCCGCGUUCUUCCUCUGGACCAGAACAUCCUGCUGCACCAGAUCGUCGGCUAUGCCAUCCUGGUCUUCACCAUGGUGCACACCAGCGCACACAUCCUCAACUUUGCUCACCUGUCCCGGCACACGGGCUACAGCCUGUGGGAGUACCUGCUGACCACGCGGCCGGGUGUGGGCUGGGUGCGCGGCUCGGCCUCCCUGACAGGUGUGGUGCUGCAGCUGCUCAUCGGCCUGAUGGUGCUCUGCUCCUCCACCUUCGUCAGGCGCAGCGGACACUUCGAGGUGUUCUACUGGUCCCACCUGUCCUACGUGUGGGUCUGGUCCCUUCUCGUCGUCCACUGUGCCAACUUCUGGAAGUGGUUCCUGGUCCCGGGUCUGGUGUUUCUGCUGGAGAAGGUCCUGGGCCUGGCCUUCGCCCACAUGGGCGGCCUCUACAUAGUGGAGGUCAACCUGCUGCCUUCCAAGGUGACCCACCUGGUGAUAAAGAGACCCCCGUUCUUCACCUUUAAACCCGGGGACUACCUCUACAUCAACAUUCCGGACAUCGCUACGUACGAGUGGCACCCCUUCACCAUCAGCAGCGCGCCCGAACAGUCUGACACCCUUUGGCUCCAUAUCCGCUCGAUGGGCCAGUGGACAAACCGUCUGUUUGAGUUCUUCAGGCAGCCGGAGACACUGGCUUCCAGCCCCAAGAGGCUGGCCACCAGCCUCCGCAACAAGAGGCAGCUGGUCCAGACCCAGGAGCAGAAUUUCUGGGCCACGGUCUCCAACGGCACCGUGGCAACCAAUGAGGACGAGGCUGUGGAGCUGACCAUGUACCGUCAGAGGAGCUCUGGAGCUGCUGCCUCAACGGGGGCAGAGGUUCCCCCUGGGGUCCAGGCAGCCCAGGGGGAAGAAGGAGCCAAGGGGGAAGAGACCCUGACCCAAGACCAGCUGGACCACAUGGAGAAAGGAGAGGGACCACAUCUGAGAGAGAUCCCAGCCAAACUGGGGGACAACCACCAGCUCUGCAACAUCAAGUGUUAUGUUGAUGGGCCGUACGGAACGCCCACCAGACAGAUAUUUGCGUCAGAGCACGCUGUGCUGAUCGGGGCAGGGAUUGGCAUCACCCCCUUUGCCUCCAUCCUCCAAAGCAUCAUGUACAGGUAUCGGAGGAGGAAGCAGAAUUGUCCGAACUGCAGCUACUCCUGGUGUGAAAACAUAAUAGACAGCGAUAUGAAGUUACGGAAGGUGGACUUCAUCUGGAUAAACCGAGACCAGAAGUCCUUCGAGUGGUUUGUCAGUCUGCUCACUAAACUGGAGAUGGACCAGGCUGACGAAGAGCCAGAUGGCCGCUUCCUGGAGAUGCACAUGUACAUGACGUCAGCACUCAGCAAGAACGACAUGAAGGCCAUCGGCCUCCAGAUGGCGCUGGACCUGCUGGCUAAGAAGGAGAAGAGAGACUCCAUCACCGGGCUGCAGACCAGGACCCAGCCCGGCCGACCCGACUGGGCCAAGGUGUUCCAGAAGGUGUCUGAGGAGAACAAGGGGAAGGUCCACGUGUUCUACUGCGGCGCUCCGGCGCUCGCCAAGACCAUCAAGGCCCAGUGUGAGCACUUCGGGUUCCACUUCUACAAGGAGAACUUCUGAAGCACGCGCUGUUGUUCCUUCUUUUUGUGUGUGUUUUCCUUUGUGUGUGUGAUUGUGUGUGUGUGUGUGUG
This is a messenger RNA of Gadus chalcogrammus (walleye pollock), 2465 nucleotides long. Its product is annotated as NADPH oxidase 5-like. Gene Ontology annotation, molecular function: superoxide-generating NAD(P)H oxidase activity; calcium ion binding. Gene Ontology annotation, biological process: defense response; superoxide anion generation. The record is from RefSeq and is a predicted model, not a curated record. Bases 1 to 2394 code for a protein of 797 amino acids. The transcript is spliced from 16 exons. Lineage: Eukaryota; Metazoa; Chordata; Actinopteri; Gadiformes; Gadidae. Gene Ontology annotation, cellular component: NADPH oxidase complex; plasma membrane.